GAAGACUAUAGCCUGUCCUCUAAGGACGAAAAAAAAUCUAUUUGACAAAUGACAUUUUCAGCACCUAUUCCGAUAGACGCUUAGGUUAUGUAUUCGGUAUUCCUAAAUUUUGCUACCAUUUCAUCAGUUUUUGCAUUCAGACUGCUUAAUUUAUUAUAAGCAGUUAUAGAAGUUGUCAUUAUAUUAUUUAAACUAUAUCGUUGCAAUGGUAUUUCUGUCUAUUGUAAAUUAUGUGCGCGCCCGUGGGCCGGACGAAAUUUGGAGGAAAAGAAGAAUUUUCAAGCUAGCUGCACAUUACAUUGGCCGCCGCAGAAAUUGUUAUUCAGUCGCUGUUAGAAAUGUGCAUCGCGCUUUGGUAUAUGCUACUAAAGCUAGAAAGUUAAAAAAAGAGGACAUGAAAGAGCUUUGGGACACCAGAAUAACAUCAGCCUGUGAACAACAUAAUAUUACACGUUUUUCACUCAAAGAAGGUUUGGAGAGGGCCAAUAUUGCAUUGGAUAGGAAAUCACUAUCGGAUUUGGCCUGUUGGGAACCGCGCACAUUUGAAUGCUUGGCAGCUGUAGCCAAACAGAAGCUAGAAUUAGAUGGGUUUGUUGAUGGAGUUGAUAAAAAACACCCAACUGGUGUCAAUUUGAAUCUAAAAGAUGUAAUGCUAGAUGCUUGGUUAAAAGAAAGAAAAAAUUAGGGAUUUAGUUUAUUUAUUAGUCAACUAGCAUAGUAACAAUAAAAAAAAAAUUAAUAUCUA
Messenger RNA from Manduca sexta (tobacco hornworm), 745 nucleotides. RefSeq names its product 39S ribosomal protein L20, mitochondrial-like (gene mRpL20). Gene Ontology annotation, biological process: translation; ribosomal large subunit assembly. The coding region runs from base 206 to 685 and encodes 159 amino acids. Gene Ontology annotation, cellular component: ribosome. Gene Ontology annotation, molecular function: rRNA binding; structural constituent of ribosome. The transcript has 2 exons. The record is from RefSeq and is a predicted model, not a curated record. Lineage: Eukaryota; Metazoa; Arthropoda; Insecta; Lepidoptera; Sphingidae.